This is a messenger RNA of Syngnathus typhle (broad-nosed pipefish), 4995 nucleotides long. Its product is annotated as ATP-dependent translocase ABCB1-like. Lineage: Eukaryota; Metazoa; Chordata; Actinopteri; Syngnathiformes; Syngnathidae. Gene Ontology annotation, biological process: transmembrane transport. The transcript has 28 exons. Gene Ontology annotation, cellular component: membrane. Gene Ontology annotation, molecular function: ATP hydrolysis activity; ATP binding; ABC-type transporter activity. Bases 489 to 4319 code for a protein of 1276 amino acids. The record is from RefSeq and is a predicted model, not a curated record.
GAAUGUGUGAUAUUAUUAACUUGAUUCAAUUUUAACAAUGCUGUAUCAAAUUUCAAAGAUAUUUAUACACUUGUAGAUAUAGUCGUGUAAAAAUAUCACACUAAUGAGUUUGCCAUUUAUCAGUUACACCCUCGCCUGCAGCUGACUGAAUAAUGAAUUAGCUUUUUAUCAUAAUGCUGAAUUAAAAAAAAUUGACGGAAAUGCCAUAAUGAUUUUUUAUUUUUUUUUAAUAGGGAAGUGAAAUCACAUGAUCAAUGUGGUUAUUCCUGUGCACGCCCAGUAUAGGUCACGUGAGUUGAAGGGAAGAGGGAGGAAAAGGGGGCGUGGAAGGGGUGGACAUCAAAAUGCGUGUGAGAUCACCGGCUCUGUGAAACAUUAGAUCACUUCACAAGGGUGUGUGGGGAGGACAACAGCGCAGGAGUAUCCGUGUGUGAUCACCGAGCCUGUCAAACAUCGGAGGCCCGUGCGGAAGGACAACGGAACCAGACAUGGCUGAAACAGAUAAGCUGGAGAGGAACGUUAAAGAUAUUUAUUUAAGUGAUCACAAAGAUGAAGCCGGUAAAACGAAGAAAGAAAAAAAGGAAAAGUUACCCAUGGUUGGUGCCAUGGAACUGUUCCGGUUUGCAGAUACCAAAGACCUCGCGCUGUUGUUUUUCGGGACCCUGAUGUCGAUGGUCCACGGUGUUGUCUUGCCUCUCAUGUUGGUUGUGUUUGGAGAUAUGACGGACAGCCUUAUAUCCGAUGCUACAAUUCAUUACUUGAACAACAGCAACCCCAAUAUGACUUUUCCAAAUAGCACCUUACAAGAAGACAUGACCGACUUUGCCAUCUACUACUCCAUCUUAGGGGCCAUUGUACUGGUGGCCGCCUACAUGCAGGUUGCGUUUUUUACCUUGUCGGCUGGACGACAAACCAAACGCAUCCGCAAGAAUUUUUUCCACAGUAUCAUGCGACAGGACAUCGGCUGGUUUGAUGUCAACGAGACGGGAGAGCUCAACACUCGCCUUACAGACGAUGUCUAUAAGAUCCAAGAGGGUAUCGGAGACAAGGUGGCCAUGUUGAUCCAAUCGUGUUCCACCUUCAUCACAUCUGUCGUCAUCGGUUUCAGCAAAGGAUGGAAGCUGACUCUCGUCAUACUGGCCGUCAGCCCCUUGUUAGGCAUCAUGGCGGCAAUUUUCAGUAAGGUGCUAGCAUCGUUCACAUCUAGAGAACAGAGUGCCUAUGCCAAAGCGGGCGCUGUUGCAGAAGAGGUGCUUUCUUCUAUCAGGACUGUUUUUGCCUUCAGUGGGCAACGCAGAGAGAUUGAGAGGUAUCAUAAAAAUUUGGAGGAUGCCAAGAACGUGGGAAUCAAAAAGGCAAUAAGUUCAAACAUCGCUAUGGGCGUCACCUUCUUAUUGAUCUACCUGUCUUACUCUUUGGCCUUCUGGUACGGAAGCACCCUCAUUUUGAGUGGAGAGUACACCAUCGGCGUUGUACUUACAGUUUUAUUUGCUGUGCUCAUCGGAGCGUUCGCCUUGGGGCAGACGUCGCCUAACGUUCAGUCCUUUUCCAGCGCCAGAGGAGCCGCGCACAAAGUUUACAGCAUUAUUGACAAUGUACCAAAUAUCGACAGCUUUUCAGAGAGCGGCUUCAAACCUGAUUUCAUCAAAGGGAAUAUAACGUUCAAGAAUAUCCACUUUAACUACCCUUCAAGGCCUGAAGUCAAAGUAUUGAACAACAUGUCCUUGAGUGUGACGAGUGGACAGACCAUGGCCUUAGUUGGAAGCAGCGGCUGCGGGAAGAGCACCACCAUCCAGCUCUUACAAAGAUUCUACGAUCCUCAAGAGGGAUCUGUAUAUAUCGACGGCCAUGACAUCCGUUCCCUCAAUAUCCGCUACUUGCGGGAGAUGAUUGGCGUGGUGAGUCAAGAGCCCGUCCUUUUCGCCACCACCAUAGCCGAGAACAUCAGAUACGGCCGAACCGACGUGACGCAGCAGGAGAUCGAGCGAGCCGCCAAGGAGGCCAACGCUUACGACUUCAUCAUGAACUUUCCCGAUAAGUUUGACACGCUGGUUGGAGACCGAGGGACUCAGAUGAGUGGAGGACAGAAGCAGAGGAUCGCGAUUGCCCGGGCGCUAGUCCGUAACCCCAAAAUCCUUCUGCUGGACGAAGCCACGUCUGCUCUUGACGCGGAGAGUGAGACGAUUGUGCAGGCUGCUCUUGACAAGGUUCGACUGGGUCGUACCACCUUAAUCGUGGCCCAUCGCCUUUCGACGAUCAGAAACGCCGACGUCAUCGCCGGCUUCAAAAACGGAGCCGUCGUCGAGCUGGGGACUCACAGCCAACUGAUGGAAAAACACGGCGUCUACCAAACGCUCGUCACUAUGCAGACUUUUCAGAAAGCUAAGGACGAGGAGGAUGAAGAAGACGUUGAAAACAAAAGUCUCCCGAACUCCCCGUUAAUGAGGAGGAGGAGAUCUACAAAAACGUCUUCAUUUGCUGGUUCAGAAGGGAAAAAAGAAGAGAAAGAAAAUUUGGUGGAUGGCAAAGAUACAACACAGGAAGACGAAAAUGUCCCGCCAGUGUCGUUCCUCAAAGUGAUGCGUUUCAACCUCCCGGAGUGGCCUUACAUUUUCGUCGGAACCAUCUGCGCUUCAAUUAAUGGCGCAAUGCAACCACUGUUUGCUCUUAUCUUCUCCAAAAUCAUCACUGUGUUUGCUGAGCCCGAUGUAAACGUUGUACAGCAGAAAUCUGAAUUCUUCUCCGUUAUGUUUGCUGUUAUUGGUGGAAUUUCUUUUUUCACCAUGUUUUUACAGGGUUUCUGUUUUGGUAAAUCUGGAGAGCUUCUGACUAUGAAACUGAGACUAGCAGCUUUCAAAGCCAUGAUGAGGCAGGACCUCGGCUGGUUUGAUAACCACAAAAAUAGUGUCGGCGCCCUCACAACAAGACUUGCCACAGAUGCUGCUCAAGUUCAAGGGGCUACGGGACUACGUCUUGCCACCCUGGUUCAGAAUCUGGCCAAUAUGGGCACGGCUCUGAUUCUUUCUUUUGUGUACGGCUGGGAGCUGACCCUGCUCAUAUUGUCGGUGGUUCCCGUCAUGGCGGUGGCUGGAACCGUGCAAAUGCAAUUGCUAGCCGGGCAAGCUGCUCAGGACAAGAAGGAGCUGGAGAAGGCCGGAAAGAUUGCGACAGAGGCCAUCGAGAAUAUUCGGACGGUGGCAUCUCUGACCAGAGAACCCAAGUUUGAGUCUCUGUAUCAUGAAAACCUCAUCGUUCCUUACAAUAACUCCCAGAAAAAGGCCCACGUGUACGGUUUCACCUUUGCAUUUUCCCAAGCUAUGAUCUAUUUUGCUUACGCGGGAUGUUUCCGCUUUGGAGCUUGGCUCAUCGAUCAAAAACGAAUGGAUGUUGAGGGAGUAUUCCUAGUUAUUUCAGCUGUCCUGUAUGGCGCCAUGGCUGUCGGAGAAGCUAAUUCCUUCACUCCGAACUACGCAAAAGCCAAAAUGUCCGCUGCGCACCUGAUGAUGCUUUUGAACACGGAGCCUGCUAUUGAUAAUCUCUCAGAAGAUGGAGAGUCGCUGGACCAAUUUGAUGGCAGUGUGCGCUUUGAGGACGUGAAGUUUAACUACCCCUCACGCCCGGAUGUCCCCAUUCUCCGAGGGCUGAAUCUGAAAGUGAGCAAGGGAGAGACACUGGCCCUGGUGGGAAGCAGCGGCUGUGGCAAAAGCACCACCAUCCAGCUCUUGGAGAGGUUCUAUGACACCACGCAAGGCAAAGUGGUGAUUGAUUCCAAGAAUGUAAAAGAUCUGAACAUCCACUGGCUGAGAUCCCAGGUCGGCAUCGUGUCCCAGGAGCCCGUGCUGUUUGACUGCAGCUUGGCCGAAAACAUCGCCUAUGGAGACAACAGUCGUACGGUUCCUAUGGAGGAGAUUAAAGCAGCUGCUGAGAAAGCUAACAUUCACAGCUUCAUAGAAAAACUGCCAAAAAAAUAUGACACUCAGGCAGGUGAUAAGGGGACCCAACUGUCAGGUGGUCAGAAACAGCGAAUAGCCAUCGCCCGAGCCAUUCUCCGUAACCCCAAACUUUUGCUUCUAGAUGAAGCCACGUCUGCCCUUGACACCGAGAGUGAGAAGGUGGUGCAAGAAGCCUUGGACAAAGCCAGCCAGGGUCGGACGUGUAUCGUCGUCGCCCAUCGUCUGUCCACCAUCCAAAACGCGGAUCGCAUUGCUGUCUUUCAGGGAGGCGUGGUGGUUGAACAAGGGACACAUCAGCAGCUGCUGGCCAAAAAGGGAGUCUACCACAUGCUGGUUACUACUCAAAUGGGCCAUGGGAGGGAAUGACCAUUUGAUUGUGGACAAGAUUACACAAGUGGCCUAUAAGUUCCCCUUCACCUUAGUCAUAAUAUAUAAAUAUGAAAUUUAAUUUGAUAGCUUUAAAUAAAUUUGCACUUCUGAACGGUGAGGUGGAUGUGAUCCACCGUGCCACCCUCCUAUCUUUUAUCAUUUUGAAAAUAUUGUACUGCCAAUCUUGUUGGUAUUUUUGUUUGUGUUGCGAGCACCAAGUACUUGAGUUAACUAAUACACUACAUUACAUCUGUCACUGGACAUGUACUACUGAAAAACUAAAGUUGAAGAAUCAAUUACAGCACAGUCAAUCCAUUCUUAGAUUGUAAUCUUUAAAGCCAUUUUUUUUUCCUCAUUGGCUUUACACCUCAUGUUGUAUUGUGUUAUAUUUUCUACUUGAGUAUUUUUCUGUAUAGCACUUUCUUCCAGUUCCGUUUUUAAAUGAUUUAUAAAGUUGAUCUAAACUGAGAUUAACCACAUUUGCAUUCUCAUUAAUGGACUACUGAGUACAGUGGUAGUACACAGUAGAAUAAAAGCAUAUCGAUUAAAAAAAAAAAAAGUCUUGGAGAACAUUAAAUGUUUUGAUAUAUAAAAAAAAGUGACGUUUUACAUGGUUAGGAGUGGAUAGUACAUAUUUUUGUCUUUCGGAGAAAUAAAUAUUUAAGAAAAAGUA